AAGCGGCCGUCAGUGUGAAUCACGGAGCCGCGGGAGGAGGUCGCUGUACGCAAUAUCUCCGACACAGGCUAGAUCUGGAUCAGAGACAAUCCACCAUCACAACUUAUGGAUGACAGGAUCCUGCGACUGGAGGAAAGACAGUUCAUGGAGCACACCGACUUCUUAGGGAUGGAGUACCCCUCUCUCUACAUCUGCAAGUCGAAGAGGGCGAUGAAGCGGGAGGAUGGCGGGAAGGAUGCCUAUAAGUUGCCCCACCGGCUGAUCGAGAAGAAGCGGAGGGACCGGAUCAACGAGUGCAUCGGCCAGCUGAAGGACCUGCUGCCGGACCACCUCAAGCUGGCGACCCUGGGCCAUCUGGAGAAGGCGGUGGUUCUGGAGUUAACGCUGAAACAUCUGAACGCACUGACUGCAGUCACAGAGCAGCAGCACCACAAGAUCAUCGCCUUACAGAGCGGUGAUCAACCGAUGAAGUCUUCGAUCCAUGCCGAUCUGGAUGCUUUCCAAUCCGGGUUUCAAGCGUGCGCCAAAGAAGUUCUGCAUUACCUGAAUAAGUUCGAGAACUGGUCGAGCCGCGAGCAGAGAUGCACGCAGCUCGUCUGCCAUCUGCAUGCGGUGCUGGCGCAGCUCCCGCCCGCCGGAGGAGCGCCGCCCAGGGGCGGCACGCAACCGGAGCUGGACGCGCACAGAGUCGACGGACAGGGCGACGCACAGGCCGACGGACAGGCCGACGCACAGACCGACGCACAGGCCGAUGGACAGGCCCACUGCGUGCCCGUCAUCCAGAGGACCGGGGAGCUGAACGAGAACGACACGGACACGGACAGCGGGUACGGGGGGGAGGCGGACAAAAACCACGGCGCCAAUAAAGGAUGCGAGCGCGCGGCGAAGGCGCAGGGGGGACACCGGGCGGUUAAGAUCAAACAGGAGUUUGGAGACGAUCGGGUGGCCAAAAAAACCAAGACAAGCUUUUCUGUGAACGGGCUGGUCGGGGCAGACCCCUCCAGACCGGACCUGGCGCUCAUGAGUUCACUGAUGGGACUACCUGGCGUGGGACAGCAUGCGCCGUUCUGCGUGCCUUUCUACUUCAUCAACCCGUCCGCCGCCGCGUCCUACAUGCCUUUUUUCGAUAAAAGCAACCUUGACAAAUACGCGUACCCAGCGGCGGCGGCAGCGGCAGCCGCGGCCGCUCUGACAGCCCCGUUCCCUUGGCUCUACCCCGGGAUACCCGGGAUACCCGCUGGGCACGCUGCGGCGGCAGCCGCGACCACGGCGGCGUGCGCGGGUAUCCCGGGUCUGUCUGCAGAGAAGCGCGCCAACCCGGGGAGCUUCUCCCUCUCCCGGGACCCUCAGUCCCCCGACAGGGAGGCGGAGUUGUGCUCACCUGACGAGGGAGAGGAGGGUCACGAGAGCGAGGAUGAUGAGGGUCGUGAUGACUGUGGUGAUGAGGAUGAUGAUGAUGAUGUUGAUGAUGAUGAUGUAAGAGACAUGUCCAAUGAGACCAAACUCACAUAAUCCUUUACGCGCGGUCUCUGUGCUUGUACAACUGGCACCUUUGUUUGUGAAGCCUGUUAAUCUGUGCGUUCUGCUUAAAGAAGUGAUCUAUUCUUGUUGUUAUUAAGCUUAUUUUAAGCGACUACUUUUAAGAUACAUUUUCACAGUGGAAUUUAUCAUAUCUUCAGAAAGCAGGAGACAUUUAUGAUAGCGCGUGCCUUUUGCACCAAUUAAUCAUUUUUAAUGAUAAUCGACAAUGAUUGAUUUACCAAUAAUGUCUGUAAUUUUCCGUGGGGCACAUUGUACUUAUUUUGCUUUCUUGGACUAUGAAACAUUUAGGCUUAAACGCCGCCAGACCUCAGACUGAACCGAGCUUAACAACUGUCCCUGGAUCUGUCCCCUUAUCUUUUCUUUCAUCCAUGUCCCUGGAUCUGUCCUUUCACCUUGUCCCUGAAUCUGUCUUUUAUAUCCAUAACCCUGAUCUGUCCCCUGAUCUGUCCUUGAUGACUAUGUCCCCGGAUCUGUCUCUGUCCCUGUCCUUUGUCGGUGGCGCUGCAGCUGCCCUCUACACGGCCCUCCGAAUGAGAUUCUUAUUGACUGGAAACUUGUUUUAUUCAUGAAAAUAUAAAUAUGAUGCAGUAUGGAAAGUGUUAAGAAAGUGUCAGGCCAGAGUAUACCUCACGCUGCCCUAGGGGCCUCCUGUUCUGAUACGCCCCACAGCUCAGAGAGAUGGACAUGGGUUUUCUUUAAAGAUCUAGGCGUAACUCUCAAGGUUAGGCCAGACGUUCAAAGUAGGGGUCUCCAUGACCAGCAGAGAGCUGAACCUUUCUCCACAGACUGCAGUGAGUUUUACCUCCAUGAAGCAGGACAGCGGAUAGCACUUUAAACAACCUUUUAUAUUGAAUGUACAUGUAUUUUCCCAGCUGUUGAGGCUUGUAUGUUGGACGAACUUUAAUCUUUGAGAGGUGAAUUGCACUUUUCUCUGCCUUUGAAUACCUCCCAGCCCACUUCAAAUCAAAGUACUUUUAUAUAUAAACACUAUAUAAAUGUAUAUUUAAGUCUUGUUUAUAGAAAACAAUUGUUUAAACCUUGUCUUUCUGUAUGAGAAGUUACUAAUUGCGUCUCUGGCUGAUGAGCAGGGGCCAAAAGUGUUCUGGCCUCUAGAGGAACACCUCGGAGUAUGGGAGACAGAGGACUCCCGGGUUAUGAUCAAAAUAUCCACAGCAUUGCUGCAAAUAUGAAUGUUAUUAUGACCUGUUCCCUGAACAUGUUGCCCACGUUUCCUUGAAGGCCUCUCCUCUCGUGAGGCGCUCAUUAAGUUCUCCUGAAAUGAGAUGAGGGUUUAUCUCAUGGUCAUGUCAUCGCUUCUGUAUUCUGUUAUUUUUCUUCCUUUCUGCCUCAAAUCUGCCCUAUCCUCAAUUGUUCUAUAACGUGUUAUUGUGUAUUGUAAAUAGCUUUUUGUGAAGACAUCAUGGACUAUAUACGUACUCUCAGUCCAUGUUUAGAAGUAUAUGGAUUUUUGAAACAGAUUUGUCUUAGUAACUGCUGCACACGUUGGUUUAUUCCCUACACAUGAGUUGUUCUAAAUUAUUGCUAAUGAAUUGUAAAAUAAAUAUGAAAACCAAA
Molecule: messenger RNA, 3117 nt
Organism: Gadus macrocephalus (Pacific cod)
Lineage: Eukaryota; Metazoa; Chordata; Actinopteri; Gadiformes; Gadidae
Gene: bhlhe41
Product: basic helix-loop-helix family, member e41
Exons: 5
Coding region: 106-1512 (468 amino acids)
Biological process (GO): anterior/posterior pattern specification; circadian regulation of gene expression; regulation of neurogenesis
Cellular component (GO): nucleus
Molecular function (GO): DNA-binding transcription factor activity, RNA polymerase II-specific; RNA polymerase II cis-regulatory region sequence-specific DNA binding; protein dimerization activity
Source: RefSeq, a predicted model, not a curated record